Molecule: messenger RNA, 1055 nt
Organism: Copidosoma floridanum
Lineage: Eukaryota; Metazoa; Arthropoda; Insecta; Hymenoptera; Encyrtidae
Gene: Lipt2
Product: Lipoyl(octanoyl) transferase 2
Biological process (GO): protein lipoylation
Molecular function (GO): lipoyl(octanoyl) transferase activity
Source: RefSeq, a predicted model, not a curated record
UAAAAAAUGAAACAACUAGUUAAAGUAUUCUGGGCAGGCCGCAUGAGUUAUGGUGGCGGUCUUCGAUUGCAGCAGUGUCUAAUAGAUCGACACCACAAUAAAGAUCUGUGCGAUACUCCCAACAGCCUCGUGCUCUUGGAACACAAUCCAGUCUAUACCGUAGGUAUUAGGAAUAAAGGGUAUACCGAAAAGGACGAGGCUCGCCUGCGAUCACUCAAUGCAGACUUUUACCGUACAAAUCGCGGUGGUCUUAUAACUUUCCACGGCCCUGGUCAGCUGGUAGCAUACCCGGUGAUAAAUCUUAAAAAAUUCGAAUCCAACGUGCGCUGCUACGUGUCACAGAUUGAGAAAAUGAUAAUUAGGCUUUGCGCGGAGUUCGGAUUACGUGGAAAGACGUCACCCGACACGGGAGUCUGGAUCGAAGAUAGAAAGAUCUGCGCUAUUGGUAUUCAUGCGAGUAGAUAUAUAACGAGUCACGGGUUGGCUCUAAACUGUAAUACGGAUCUUAGCUGGUUUGAGCACAUCGUUCCUUGUGGCAUUGAAGACAAAGGAGUGACGAGUCUCAGCAAGGAACUGUCUGUCGAUGUCCGGACAGAGGAUGUGAUCCCGGUGCUUAAAAGGGCCUUUGCUGAUGAAUUUCAGUGUGAAAUGGUAGAUAUGAGUGGAGAGGAGAUUGGUAAAAUCAUAAACAAUUGUAAAAAUGCUGCCAAGAAUAGUGCCACUGUUAGUGCGACUAGUAGCUUGUAAGACUGUUGAAAAACAAACAUCAUUAUAGAUAUUUGUUUGACUAUCACGACAAUCGUGUUAUUUUAAAAAAAUUUUUUCGAAUCAUACUAGAGAAAUUUUAAUUUUUACUCCAUUAGGCCGCGGGCAAAUGGAGAGCGUAACUCCAUGUGCCCGCGGCCUAAGUCGUAAUUUAUUGACGAUAUUUUUCAAAGAAAACAAACAUUAGAACAAAUAUAUAUUGCGUCUGCAGAUUUUUAACACACAUUGUAAAAAUAUUUAUAUAUCUACAAAUAAUGAAUAAAUUUAUAAGUUACAAAAAUGUUUUAAAA